UCCCAGUACUGUCACCUGCUAAGGCUGCAGCCGAGGCGCACUUGUCACGCGCCUCAUUUAACCCAACUUCACCCUGCAUGUGACACCCAAAAAAGUGUCAUUGUAGUUCUAGGUUGAUAGGCUUACUUCCAAUACGUCAACUUAUUCGUGCCUGGAUGGAGUAGAAAGACGUUUUUGACGCCGUGUUUAUUCCCUCCCUCCCCAUUCGUUGGAACCGUUAUUUUGUUUUAGAUUCGUUUUUUCUCUCGUUAUACUCCAACCUUCGGCCAAAAUGGAGGAGUUGCAUUAUUAUUAUGAUGGAUAGAGCAUUGUCACGGUGCAGGAAUCCUCGUUCAGAAUCUCCGACCUCGAAAGGAGCGCACUUGGAAUUGUUCCUCUCUCUGUUUUACCUGUUGCAUGCAGCGUUGUGCGCAGACAUGAAUUCCGACAACAAGCCCAACUUCCUCUCCCAGCCCGUCGUGAAGAACAUUUUCAUGUACAGGAACGGCGACCCUUACUACGACGCGCGGCGCAUAGUGAUCAACGAGAAGCGAGUGGGCAACUUUGAGACGCUGCUGCGGGAGGUGACGGGCGGGGUGCAGGCUCCGUUCGGCGCCGUGAGAAACAUCUACACCCCGAGAGGGGGGCACAAGGUGGAGAGUCUGGACCACCUGCAGAGCGGGGAACAGUAUGUGGCCGCCGGGAAGGAAAAGUUCAAGAAACUGGACUACACACACAUCGGCACCAAGAAGAAGAAGAUGCAGAUGUCCCAGAAUCUGCCCAUGUCGGCAAAGUUUAUUCCGCAGAGGCGACUCAUGGUUUCCGCAAGAUUUCUCAAACCCAUCAGGGACCCAUGCCCGAUAUUCGUUGUAGCCAAUGGAGACUUGCUGAACCCGGUGAUACGGCUGUUGAUUCAACAGAGGAUGCAAUCCCCGCUGGAAAAAAUAAUGGAGAUGAUCACUGAGAAGUUAGGCCUUAGAGUCCUGGGGGGUGUACGCAGUCUGUACACGUUUGAAGGCCAACUGGUGACUGAGUGUUCCCAGCUGGAGAGCGGUCAGUUCUACGUGGCUGCUGGGAGAGAGAAGUUUAAGAAAUUGCCCUACAGUGACCUCAUUUUCAGCAAACCCAGAGGCACCAGGCGAGUCAACGGAUCAAAAUCGUACUCCUUACCUCCAAUUUACAGAUUCUCAAAGCAAAAUGGGAACGGUAAAUCCAGCGGAGGUGGGGACUCCAAGGUGACCCCGCCAGGCCACUCCAGCGACCCCAACAAGGACCACAUCUCCUCCAUGGUGCGGGAGAUCUCCCAGGCCCGGCUCAUGUCCCUCCGGAGGAGGAAGAGUGGCUCUGAGUCUCUGAGUGUGUCCAACAACGAUGACACAGGGUCAAAGGUCGACGAUGGGGACCAGCCAGCCCAGAAUGGAGAAGAGGCAGCUGGCAGCAGGGAGAAAACUCCUUCUUCUGCUGAAAAGGCCAAAUCAGACAAAGGUGAAGAAGACAGCCGUACCAAUUCAGGGACAGCACAUCAAGAGGUGGUGGAAGAGAAUGGAGGAGAGGAGGAGAAGGAGGAGGUGAAAGAGGAGGUGAAAGAGGAGAUGAAAGAGGAGGUGAAAGAGGAGGUGAAAGAGGAGGAGGAGGAGAAGGAGGAGGUGAAAGAGGAAGAGCAAUGUGCUGAUGCCACUGAUAAGUCCAGUGGAGACUUGACCGAUGAUGUCAAGGAGACAAAAGAGGAAAAGGGAGCGGGAGCAGUAGGAGAAGGAGAGAAUGACGUGAAGGCAGGAGAGGAAACCGGGGCCAGGCCAGAUAGCAACAGCAGCAACAGCAGCAACAGCAAAGGCAACGGCGUUAGCAACAGUAACCAGGAAGAGGAUGAGACCAAAUCGGACGAGGGGGCCACGGAGGGGUCAAGAGGAGAGAACAAAGAGGAGAGGGAGGAUAAGGCAGGGGGGGGGGAGGGCGAUCCAGCCCCCUCCACAGACGCCAAAGAGAAUGGAGAGGCCGAUGAGGGGGAGAAGGAGGAGGUGAAGGAGGAGGAGAAGAAGGAGGAUAAGAUGGAGGAGAGGGAGGUGGAGGAGGAGAAGGGUGAUACUUCAACUGAUGGGGAUGGGAAAGGGGGAGAGGAGGCAAGCCUGUCCAAACAGUAAGAGGGUCGAUUCAGCUUCAGCUUCAGCAGCAGAAACGCAGGAUGCAGAGGGAGAGGAGGAGAGCUGAGAGGAGCAGACAGUCAACUAGAAAUAACAGCUGAAGGGUAGAAGUUUGAAGAAUACAAAAUACUUACAGUAGGCAGCACAGCACCAAGGCUUACGGUCAAUGGACUAUAGUCAAGGAGGGCUCGUUUAUGAGGUACUUCACUAGAUAGUGUUUUUGAUAUGGAAAAAAUGGAACUUGUAUCACAAAGCCAUGCAAUUAGCUUUUUGGAACAAAAGUCCAAUGAAAAAGCAAGAAAUUAGGCUCUUACCAGUACAAGUAGGGCGUCUGGUAAUACCAGUUAUAUCCUUCACAUAUUUUCCCACAAUGCAUUCUUUCAGGAAUGAAUUGUUCCUCCAUCCCCCUCAAUAAAAGUGAAGAUUAAUUGAAUAUAAUGUGAAUUGAUUAUAGUAUGAUUGCCAAAAUAUGUGUAUUUUAAAUACAUUUAUUUGAAUACUUGCUUUGUGUCUUUCUUAAUUCAACCACUGGAAUGCCAUGAAAGGUAGCACCAAAAUGUUAAUUUCCACUAUAGACCAAAGCUUUUUAUGUUAUAAUAUUGAUUCUCAUGUUAUAAUCUGUAUUAUUGUGUCAGUCUGUGAUGGUGUUUUUAUGAGUGUUGUAGCCAUAGGCAUGGAUGAAGAGAAACAUAAAUUACAUUGAUAAUGAUAAUGUGUUUAUUUUCAGAAGAACGUAUUCAAUGUAUUCUUUUUUUUUUUAAAUAGUGCUUCCAGUCGAUGGGGUAACAUCCUUGUUGCCUAUGCUGUGAUGGUCAUUUGUUUGUUUGUUUGUUUGUUUGUUUUGUAAUUCCUCCCUGAAGGUUUGCAUUUGAUACCCUGCCGAAAGAUUGUGGGUUUGCUGAAAUGUUCAAUUACUCAACUGAGAGAAAAUCUGCACACACGUAAUUAAAAGGCAUCGUUUUAAAUGUACAUUCUGGAACCAUUUUGUAUUUAUUUACUUAAUAACUUUUAUCAUUUUGUGUUAAGUUUGCCCUAAUUAGUUUUCUCAAUUAAUGUCAACAUUGUUAUUCUUGCUUUUGUCUCCUUUUUUCUUGUCUUUCUUUGGCUUUUGUGUUCACAUUGUCUGGAAGCAUAAUAUUGGCACUUGUUGCCAUAAUUUAUAUUGUAUUUAUUUUGUUCUGUCUAUAUGUUAUUUUGUGCUAUUGCAGAGUGCUGGGCGGCAAUAUUUUAUCAAAAGGGUGUUAGUGAGUACAAUAAGCUAUGUGCAACUGUAUGUUCAAUUAAAAAAGAUGAAGAAGAUAAUAAGAGUAUUAGACUGUUAAAAUACCAUCUCUACUUUCUCUUCUAUAUAAUAAAUACACUCUAAGACAUUCCAGCAAACAGAUGAUUUUUAAAGUAAAAAAAUAAAGGAACUAAGUGUAA
This is a messenger RNA of Gadus macrocephalus (Pacific cod), 3542 nucleotides long. Its product is annotated as doublecortin domain-containing protein 2-like. The record is from RefSeq and is a predicted model, not a curated record. Gene Ontology annotation, biological process: neuron migration; regulation of cilium assembly; cilium assembly. Bases 294 to 2120 code for a protein of 608 amino acids. NCBI's taxonomy places the organism in Eukaryota, Metazoa, Chordata, Actinopteri, Gadiformes, Gadidae. The transcript has 9 exons. Gene Ontology annotation, cellular component: microtubule organizing center; microtubule; axoneme.